Naegleria fowleri is the source of this 615-nucleotide messenger RNA. RefSeq lists its product as uncharacterized. The transcript is spliced from 5 exons. Lineage: Eukaryota; Heterolobosea; Eutetramitea; Acrasida; Naegleriidae. Gene Ontology annotation, molecular function: FMN binding; NAD(P)H dehydrogenase (quinone) activity. The record is from RefSeq and is a predicted model, not a curated record. The coding region runs from base 1 to 615 and encodes 204 amino acids.
AUGGUCAAGGUUCUCGUCUUAUUUUACAGUACUUAUAGACACUUGUGGCAAAUGGCUGAAGCAAUUGCUGAGGGUGCCCGACAAGUCGAAGGUGCUGAGGUUCAUGUGAAGAGAGUUCCAGAAACAUUGCCAGCUGAAGUUUUGGAGAAGAUGGGUGCCAUUCAAGCACAAAAGGCUUUUGAACACGUUCCUAUUGCCUCUGUGAGUGAACUCCCAGAAUAUGACGCCAUCAUCUUUGGAAGCCCAACUCGUUUCGGAACCAUGUCUGCUCAACUCAAGUCCUUCAUUGAUGCUUGUGGUCAACUCUGGGCAAAGGGUGCUCUUGUUGGAAAAGUUGGAUCUUUCUUCUCAUCAAGUAAUACUCAACAUGGUGGAAAUGAAACGACCAUUUUGAGUGCCAUUCCAAAUUUGUUGCAUUUAGGAUUUGUCUAUGUAGGUCUUCCUUAUAGUUGUACUCUUCAAUCAGGUGUGGAUGAAGUGAAGGGAGGAAGUCCAUAUGGUGCUACAACGAUUGCUGGCUCCAUGGGAGAACGCCUUCCAUCUUCACAAGAGAAAGAAAUGGCCAAAUUCCAAGGCAAUCAUGUGGCUCAAAUUGCAAACAAGUUGGCCAAGUAA